AUGUACAAGUAUCCCAUAUUAGAGCAUAAUAAAAAAAGAGGUUUAAGGUUCCAAGCAAAAUGGUUUGAUGAAUUUCCUUGGCUUGUGUACUCAGAAAUUAAAAGUGGCGCAUUUUGUCAAAAAUGUGUUAUAUUUUCAAAAACUGGUGGUGCUUUAAAACAACCCCUUGGCCAGCUUGUAUUGCGAGAAUUUAAUAAUUGGAAAAAGCUAGAGGUGUUUCAAGAUCAUUGUAAAUUAACUUAUUAUAUAAAUGCUACAUUAGAUGCAGAACAUUUUCUAAACAUAUUAGAGAAAAGAGAGAAAAGCAUAAUUGAACAAAUAGACAAUUAUAGGAGACUUCAAAUAAAAGAAAACAGAAGACAUUUAAUUCCUAUAGUUGAAUGUAUCAUAAUGUGUAGUAGACAAGAAUUAACAUUACGUGGUCACAGGGGAGAAACAAAUAAAACAUUGAGUGUGAAUGAUGUUAAUGAAAGUAAGUGCUUUUCAAUUUUAGCCGACGAGACUACAGAUAUUUCUUCAUCAGAACAGUUGACCUUAUGUUUGCGAUAUAUUGAUGAAGAUGGUAAUUUAAAUGAAGAUUUUCUUAAGUUUAUUGAAGUAGAAAACUUAACUGGUACCUAG
Messenger RNA from Macrosiphum euphorbiae (potato aphid), 621 nucleotides. The record is from the annotation of a GenBank genome assembly. NCBI's taxonomy places the organism in Eukaryota, Metazoa, Arthropoda, Insecta, Hemiptera, Aphididae.